CGUGACUCACUCAUCCCAUAUCCUCCUCAUAGAAAUGCCCAGCACGACACUGGAGUUCGAUGCCAUUCUAUUCGACAUGGACGGUACGCUGGUCGACUCGACCGCCGGUGUUGUCGGUGCAUGGGAGGUGUUCAAGGAGACGUAUCCCCAGAUUGACGUGACGCAGGUCCUGAGCUCAUCUCAUGGCAUCCGCACUGUUGAGAACCUCCGCAGGUUCUGCGGCGUGGAAGACCCGGAAGAGCAGGAGAGAGAAGCGAAGCGUUUCGAGCAAGCGAUCGUAGAGAACUCCACGAAGAAUGGUCGACGAGGCAUUGUCGCUCUGCCAGGUGUCCGAGAGAUUAUUGAUGAGCUUGAGGUGGCACCGAAGAGCCCGCACAUUCGCUGGGCAGUGUGCACGUCGGCGACGCGCUCGUACGCGACGGCAGCGCUGAAGAAAGCGGGAAUACCGCUGCCGGACGCAUUUGUGGUGUCAGAAGACGUCCAGAAGGGGAAGCCCGAGCCCGACCCGUACCUCCUCGGCGCAAAGUUGUGUGGCGUCGAUCCUAGACGUUGUCUCGUGGUCGAGGACGCCCCGGCAGGCGUGCGAAGUGGACGAGCGGCAGGGUGCAGGACACUCGGCUUGCUCACGUCACAUACUCGCGAACAGGUCGAGGCGGCCAAACCCGACUUUCUGGUGAAGGAUCUGUCCAGUGUCACUAUGAAGAACACUGAGAAAGGAGUAGAGGUCACCGUUGACAUGGAUUGACCGUGACGAUAAUAGUCCACCUAGGACGGAU
Messenger RNA from Laetiporus sulphureus 93-53, 776 nucleotides. RefSeq names its product phosphatase. Bases 35 to 745 code for a protein of 236 amino acids. Gene Ontology annotation, molecular function: beta-phosphoglucomutase activity; sugar-phosphatase activity. Lineage: Eukaryota; Fungi; Basidiomycota; Agaricomycetes; Polyporales; Laetiporaceae. The transcript has 7 exons. The record is from RefSeq and is a predicted model, not a curated record.